AUGGGCUCAUUAUGGGAGUCGGAAUCAGAUUGGGCAUGGCUUCCGAUGAACUUAUUUGAUAUGAUUCUCUACAAGUUGGUUUCACUUGCUGACUAUGUUCGCUUUGGUGCUGUGUGCAAAUCAUGGCAAUCUGUGGCAAUGGACAACAAAGUUCAAUUUUUUGAAAAUAAAGGCUGCAGACAAGUUCCAUUCUUGAUGGUCCCUAGUCAAGAUGAUAGCCACCAGGAAAGACGUAGCCUAUACAACAUCAUUAAUAAUAAAUUAUUUGAUUUUCAGGUACGGGUACCUUACAAGAAGAGGCUUUCUGGUUCAUCACAUGGUUGGUUAUUUACUGUAGAAGAAUCAUUCGGCUUAACCUUAAUUAACCCGUUCUCUGGAGCUACCAUUGAGCUUCCUCCGAUUAUUAAUCGCUCAGAAUACGAAUAUCAAGAAAUCAUCAAUAUGGGUUAUACAAAACCUCCUGAUGUUGAGUUUAAAGUUAUGAAAGCUAUAUUGUCUGCUGACCCUGUUUCGUCUCCUGGUGACUAUAUUAUUAGUGCGAUCUAUAGUGAUUGCAAAUCAUUGGCAUUCAUUCAGCCAGGAGACAGAGCUUGGACUUACAUAGAUAAAGAUAGAUUGAGAUUUAGCCUCAUUCUUGAUGUUAUAUUUUAUAAAGGCCAAAUUCUUGCCGUCGAUGGUUUCAAUAGAAUCAUAAUGGUUGAUCUCAAUAGAAGGGUUAGGGAGAGUAAGGCUCCCCAAGUGCAGGUAAUUGCACCGCCAACUAAUCUGCAGUCUGAACGUAAUUAUCUUGUCGAAUCAUCUAGCGGGGAUUUACUUCUCGUGCAUAGGAAUAUAGAUUAUGAUCUCCCUGAUUUACAGCAUACAACUUUUGAUUUUAAGGUUUUCAAGGUGCUUUUACAAAAAACAGAUAAAAAGGUUUGGGCUAAACGGGUUGAAGUGAAUAACUUGGGCGGAGACACCAUGUUUUUGGGAGAUAACCAUUCAAUUUGUGUUUCAGCUUCCAAAUGGCCUGGGUGCCAGCCUAAUUCCAUAUACUACACGGAUGAUUAUAUUGACAUUAAAUUACAUCCCCUACAUGGGCGCCGCGACCUUGGUAUCUUUAACGUAGAGAAUGGAAACUUUGGAAUGCAUUAUAGCCUGGAUCCUUCACAUAAGCAUAUGCCGCCCUCAAUUUGGAUUGUGCCAUCUAUUUAA
Molecule: messenger RNA, 1194 nt
Organism: Cornus florida
Lineage: Eukaryota; Viridiplantae; Streptophyta; Magnoliopsida; Cornales; Cornaceae
Product: F-box protein At2g17036-like
Exons: 1
Coding region: 1-1194 (397 amino acids)
Molecular function (GO): protein binding
Source: RefSeq, a predicted model, not a curated record